CUUCCUUAAACCUCCAAAGACAGAGAGCCACCAACAAACAACAUGUCGUCACAUCAGCGGACCUUUUCCCACUCGCAAUCCCAAUCGGGAACGAGGGAAAAGACGUACUUUGAGCAACAGCGAGAAGAACUCAUUGGCGAAAUCGCAAUGAACUUUGAGCAAGUCCUUGCCAAUAUCAACAAGCUGAAUCGUUCCCUCGAGGCAGUCAUUACGGUCGGAAACGAGUUCUCCUCCGUCGAGGCGCUGUGGUCGCAGUUCGAAAACGUAAUGGCGAAGGAACCCGAGGAAAACAAGCAGGGCGAUACCGAGGAGGGCAGCGACGGCGAGACGAAGAACGAGCAGAGAUCAUGAUACCCACCAGCAACGAAAUACCUACUUUUUAUGAAUGAUGAUGUUAUUUCUACACACGCAGCAGCAUCGUCAUGCCAUUUCUCUUCAUUGCUACAUUGCCGGGCUCAUCUCAUCAUAAGGUACUCCGCCGUCGUCACCCCGCGAAGAGAAGCACCCAAACGCCCAGUCGUCUUGACCUUCUUAACACCCUCGCGCCUGCUCUCCGCGUCCGGCUUCUUCGCAAGCUCGCCCAACCCAACCACCAAAUCGUUAUAAUUCGAAUCUCGAAGCUUCUCCAACCCCUCAGCGACGGCUAGACACCUCUUUCCUCCCUCUGUCAGCGCGCCAACCCGUCUCUGAAGAUCGUCGCUGAGAUCUAUGUGCUUCAACAGAAACAACGACUCGAGCGAAGCCGCCAUGAUCUCCAAGCGGACCUCGUCCAUCUCGUUUUCGGGGCUCCUGGCGUUGCGGGCGUCUUUGAGGUGCUGGAGCUGCUCAACAAGACUACCAAGAUCGUCUUUUAUGGGGUUAUGUGCGUAGUCUUCCAUUUCCAACGGCAGCGUCGCCAUUGGCUCCGUCUCGAACUUCAUCUGGGCGACGGUGGCCUCUCGCUCAUUUGUCGUAGUCGUAGCCUCAUUAUCAACAAUACCGUCCCCAUUUCCAUCAGGAACCAGCCCGCUACUGCUGCUCUCGCCGCUCACAGCAGACAUCCGCGCCUCGACCCCCUCCAACUCCUCCCUCAGAAUCCCCUCCUGCCACCCAAGAACCUUCCACCUCGCCCUCUCCCAUUCAAACCCAUCUCUCGCCUCACCAACGACCUGACUCAACCUCUCCACGUCCUCACCCAGGCCGUCUGCCCUCCUACAGAGCCCAGCAAACGCAUCAGCGACCCUCAGAUGCGUCAUACCGACAGUCUCGCACGUCUCCUGCACAACACAGACAUGCCUCCUCAGCAAAUCCCUCUUCUUCCGCCCUGUACACGGGAACCACCUCUCCAGCCCCGUCUUCCUGCCAGCGCGCUGCGCCAAACUCCCGAGAAGCUGCUCAACGUCCCCCGCGGCGCCUCGGCACUCCUUCUCCGAGUUUAC
Molecule: messenger RNA, 1418 nt
Organism: Colletotrichum scovillei
Lineage: Eukaryota; Fungi; Ascomycota; Sordariomycetes; Glomerellales; Glomerellaceae
Product: DASH complex subunit Dad1
Exons: 3
Coding region: 43-351 (102 amino acids)
Cellular component (GO): mitotic spindle; DASH complex; mitotic spindle pole body
Source: RefSeq, a predicted model, not a curated record